Bactrocera neohumeralis is the source of this 3529-nucleotide messenger RNA. It is a transcript of the gene pkaap, whose product is annotated as A-kinase anchor protein 10, mitochondrial. The record is from RefSeq and is a predicted model, not a curated record. Gene Ontology annotation, cellular component: plasma membrane. Gene Ontology annotation, biological process: intracellular protein localization. The transcript is spliced from 3 exons. Bases 153 to 2321 code for a protein of 722 amino acids. Lineage: Eukaryota; Metazoa; Arthropoda; Insecta; Diptera; Tephritidae.
GACGUUUAAGGUGAUGAAAACAAACUUGGAGAAAUUUAUACAAAAGAAGAAGGCAGUGGAAAUUACAGAUGAUUACAAGAUUCGCAGACAAAAAACGAGUUAAAAAUUCUGAUUAAUUGGAUGAUGAAUGGAUAUAGAUAGAGCAUUUUAAAAUGCUGAAAUAUUUUAAGAAGCGAAAAGGAUUGCGCCGCCAAGCAAUGGGGACAGAUGUCCCUUUUGGAAAAUCAUGUGGCGAUCUAACAGAAAGUGGAUUAGGCCACAGUGAUUUCGAAAAUAAACGGCACUCAUUACAUUCUUCUUCCAGUUUUUGCGACGAAAUACUAUCGCAAAUAGGUGCUGAAGUCGACGCAAGUGUUGGAAUUGAAAUUUCUUGGGGAAGCAGUAUGAUUUCAAAUGAUGAUAUUUUUCAAUAUAAAUCUCGUCUGGCGAUGUCAAUUUCGUCAAUAGUAAGUGAUCCAAAUUGCCUAACCUAUUUUGUACAAUUUUUGGACACUAUGAAUGCACUCCCUUUCUUAAAAUUUUACCUCGAUACUGAAAAUUUUAAAACUGCUGCACUUGGUCACUUAAGUGCAGAACAACAGAGUGAUGAGCGAGGAACAAUAGGAAGUAAGAAAGUGUUGCAGAAAUAUAAGGACUGUAAAACACCGUCUCGAAUAGAUUUAGGACAUAAGGAAGAAAUACACGCUACAUGUACUCAAGAUGAUGAUAAAGUACCUGAAUUAAAAAGCUUUUUCGAUUUAUCUAUGCGCCAGCCGCUCACAGAUGAUGAAAAAAGUCAAAUCUAUGCCGAAACUAAUAAGCAAAUAUAUCAAAGUGCAGAAAACACGCUUACAGUUACUAAAAAUAGUAAUCGUACAAGAAAUUUGAAGGAGAAAAAUUCCGAUUGCUUAUGUGAAGACGGUGAAAAAAAGCUGUGCUCUGAUGUAUCCAGUGCUCCAAUUGGUACUCAAAAAUGUAUAAAUCCCGCUAGUGUCAAUGAUGCAAUUGCAAUAUAUCAAAAAUAUUUAAUUGUGGACGCAAAUCAGUUUAUCUCAUUACCUGUCGAUAUUUUGUCUGACAUAUCUUUAAUUGUAUGUCAACGAGCUGAAAUUAAAAAAGAAGCUUCUUCACCAAAUCAAUCGAAAAUUGAAUCCACGCCUACUAUUACGGCAACUUGCUUCGUUGAAGCACAACGUUAUGUUUUGGAUCAUUUAGAAAGAGUGUAUUUAAAUGAAUUUUUGCAGAGCCCUUUUUACGCCAAAUACAGUGUUGAAUUGAUAGAAAAUGGUAAUCCGGAGUUGUCCAUAUAUGAUAUUCUUUAUAGUGAAGCUACAUUGUUCUUCUUCAUGGAAUUUCUUGAACAACACAAUGAACGUGAAUGUCUUGUCUUCUGGACAUCAGCCAUAAAUUAUCGCAAAAGUUACAUAGUUGCCGACAGAGAUACCGAAAAUGUCACUGUUCAGAUAACAGAUAAAUCAAACAUUCCAAACACUGGUCAGUUAGAAGCUCAAGGCGACGCGAUGAUAAUAUAUGAAAAAUUUUUCUCUCUACAAUCCGAGGAUCGUUUUUGGUUAUCAGAUCGGCUCCGAAGUCAAGUUGAAGAACGUAUUUGCGCUGCUGAUCAAGUGGCGUAUUGUUUUGAUUUAGCUUUACAGUUGGUGGCGGUAUAUUUAGAGCGUAAAUAUUUUCAAGACUUCCUAAAAUCGCAACUAUUUCAGAACUACUUAAAUGAGCUUAAAUUCAAAAUACGUGAAAUGAAUGUUUCCACAAGAACAACGGAUGACGACAAAGUAACGUCUUCUGCUGCAGCUGGUGGUCGUUUUAGUAAAGCACUACAUCGAAAAACACUUUCAGAUUGUAGUGAUGGAAGUAGGCGUGAAGUUUUCAGACACAACACUUUAUUGGCGAUGGACGGUAACAAAUUGCCACAAACAAGAAUAAAAAGUAUUCAACAAGCGACUGGUUCUGCUUUGCAUAUUGAUGCACGUAAUUUAAUAAAUCCAAACUUAUUAUGGCGUCGAUCGCAAUCAGUAGAUGGAGUAGCUCUUAAAUUUGGUCACAUUAACGAAUUAGGUCGUUAUGAACGUGAUUUCGAGGCAGUUGAUGAUGUAGGAGGUGAGACGGCGAGUGGUAGUAAGCCAAAUUGGCCACUAAGACUGAGUGGCAACAGGAUUAAAAACGCGAUGAGAAAAUUGGUUCAUUUGCCAGAAGAAAAGGUUCAAGAAGAAAUUGCAUGGCAAGUAGCAGAAAUGAUAAUUAAGGAUGUGACAAGUGUAACUCUAGGACAUGAUCCAAUAAAUUCCACACCAGCUUAUAACAACAAGAACGAAGACAAAUACUAGAACAUUGUAUUUACUUUGUGCACUUUAAGUUCACUUACUUUAAAGAAAUAUUUGGAGUUCUUACUUGCACUUUUAAGUGCUUUUAAAUCUCGAUUAAUGAUUGACUAGUCAAAACUUGUAAAGGGAAUAUCUCACAGAGUAUGUUGUCAAUCAAUAGAAAUUUGUAGAGACACUAUAUUCGUAAGUAUAUAUAUGAAUUACAUGAGCUUAUGUUUCAAUAAUUCAGAAGAUCAUAAAAAUUUUAUGUAAUAUAACAGUAAAAAUUCACAUGGAACAACAUAUAUAAGUAUAUGUAAUGUUGAACAAACGUAUAAGAUGUAACAAAGUAAAGUUAAUCUUAAAUAUUUGUGGAAUGUAAAGAGCAAAAUGACAUUUUGUAGUUGUUUACAUAUAUAAUUUAAAGUUAUAAAUUAGGCUGUUUUUUCAUAUUUAUACCAAGCCAAUAAUAUACUCAUGUUUUUAUUGUAUUAAUUUUUAUUUAUAUCAGUAAAAAUUUGUAAUUUUCUGAUCUACAAACUGCAUAAUUAGUAUAUGAGUUAGCCAUAAAAACCAUGUAAUAAAUAUAGUUAUUAUGAUUUUUGUUGUAAUCGCACAAAACAAUCAACAAAACUAUUGUCUCAAAUAAAUUGAUCAAUUUUAGCUAUUAACAUUUUUAUUAUUAUUAUAAUAUUUUUUCUUAUAAAUAUGUAUAUUCGAAAAAAUAGUCGACAAAACUUAACGUUGUACGAUUUUUACUUUGGAUAAUUGCUUUGUAUUUCAUGGGAAUUGUAUUACAUCUAGUUUUUUCAAGAAUUAUUUCCCCAAAAAUUUUAAAUCGACUUAAUAAGUCAUUUAAACUAUUCUACAUUAAUCCUACAAAAAUACCUCAACAAGCGUUGUGGUUUAUGUUUGGUCAAGACAUAUUUUACCUACAUACAUACAUGCAUAUAACAUAAUAUUUUGUUACUAACAUAUUUGCAGUGCUUUAAAACUAAUUGUAAUCCCGCAAAAAAAGAGGCUGUAUGGCUGAGCUUUAAAAUUUGUCCGAUAUAUAUGAAGUAAAACUGUGCAUACAUAUAGAACGUAAGCUAUCUUCAAUUUAAGCACAAUUAAAAUGUAAUAAAAAAAAUAAAAAACCUCAAAAAUUAUUUUGAUAUACAUAUGUACAUAUACACCAAUAUCGAAAAAAACUGGAAUAAACUAAGAAAAAUCGAGAUAUGGCAUGAGAA